AACUGCGGUUGGCCAUGUGGGAUUUUCCAGCGUCCUUAACCACCGCACCACCUGCCAGCCCCCUGUCUGUGCUUUUGAUGUCAUGCUUAAGAAAGCGGCGCCUUAUCCAAAGUCAUGAAGAUUUUCACUGACAUGUUCUUCUCAGAGUUUCAUACUUUUUGUUAUAUGUGUUUCCAGCAGCUUUCCCCUUUGGGCUCAUAUCUGUGGUCCCCCAUAGAGUCCCACCGUCACCAGGGGUGCUCUCUAGCAGAGGUACUAUCUUCUCGUGCGUGGCAUCCAGUAGCCAUUUAACUCCUUCGUGAAAUAUAUGUCGCAAAAGGCCCUCAUGCCACCUGUCACAGAGAAAUUUGCCCUGCUACAUCUCUGCCCCAAAUCUGAACCCCCAAAGACCACACCACUCACUCACCUACCUAUACAGGGGACUGCCAACUGCCUGAGGGAGCUUGGCACUGUUUGGGGCACACGUCCUCAGGCGCAGGUCCUGAGGAGUGGGCACUGACAAGCUUCUAAGGACGAGGCAAGCAGAGCUGUCUCUGGGACAGCUACAGGGAUCCCCAAAGGGAAGUUCCACCUGGAAGCUGCUUUCACCCUGUACUUGGAAGAACUGAAUCUGCACCGAGCCCAGCACAGGAACCUGCCAUGACCUCCCUGCUCCAGCUUCUCACUCUGGCCUCCUUCUUCCUACCAGGCCAGACCUCAUGGGGCGUCUCCAGUCCCCCAGAAGUACAGGGUGUGCAGGGUUCAUGCUUGCUCAUCCCCUGCGUCUUCACUUUCCCUGCUGACGUGCCGGCGUCCAGUGGCAUCGUAGCCAUCUGGUACUACGACUACUCAGGCCAGCGGCGGGUGGUGAGCCACUCGGCAGACCCCACGCAGGUGGAGGAGCGCUUCCGCCGCCGAGCCCAGCUGGUGGGGCGGCCAGAGAACAAGGUGUGCGACCUGCAGCUGAGGGACCUGCAGCCCGAAGACUCGGGCUCCUACAACUUCCGCUUCGAGAUCAAUGAGGGCGACCGCUGGUCAGAUGUCAAAGGAACCUUGGUCACCGUGACAAAGGAGCCCAAGGUCCCCACCAUUGCCUCUCCGGAGGAGCUGCGCGAGGGCAUGGAGGUGAACUUCAACUGCUCCACACCCUACGCAUGCCAGAAGGACCAGGUCAGCCUGCAGUGGCACGGCCAGGACCCCACUCGCUCUGUCACCUCCAACCUCCAGAAGUUUGAUCCCACCACCGGCAUCAGACACAUGGAGACCCUCCACAUGGCCCUGACCUGGCAGGACCACGACCGGACCCUGCGCUGCCAGCUCUCAGUGGCCGAGCACAGGACUCAGGGCGAGAUUAAUCUCCGGGUGCAGUAUGCCCCUAGGGGCGUGGAGGUCCUCCUCAGCCCCUCGGGGCGGAACAUCCUUCUGGAUGAUCUGGUCACGCUCGCCUGCCAGGUGAACAGCAGCUACCCUGCAGUCAGCUCUGUGAAGUGGUUCAAGGAUGGGGCUCCCCUGGAAGCCACGGCUCGUGUGCUGCAGCUGUCCCAGGCAGCCUGGACCGAUGCCGGCCUGUACACCUGCCAGGCCGAGAAUGGCGUGGGUUCUGUGACCUCGCGCCCUGUCAGCCUCCACAUUUUCACGGCCGAGGUCAAGGCGAGCCCGGCAGGCUCCAUCCUGGAGAACCAGACAGUGACGCUGACCUGCGACACGCCCAAAGAGGCGCCCAGCCAGCUCCGCUUCAGCUGGUACAAGAACCAGGUCCUGCUGGGGGACGCCCACACCCGUACCCUCCAGCUACACUCAGUCACCAGGGCUGACACCGGCUUCUACUCCUGCGAGGUGCACAAUACCCAGGGCAGCCAGCGCUCUGGCCCCGUCAGCGUGGUGGUCAGCCACCCACCGCUUGCCCCAGAUCUCACCGCUUUCCUGGAGACACAGACAGGAGUCGUGGGCAUCCUCCACUGCUCCGUGGUCAGCGAGCCCCUGGCCACACUGGUGCUGUCACACCGGGGCCUCAUGCUGGCCUCCACCACUGGAGAAGGGGUCUACAGCACACGCUUCAGCAUCUCCUCUGCCCCCAACUCCCUGCGCCUGGAGAUCCGGGACCUGGAACCUGCAGACAGUGGGGACUACGAGUGUUCAGCCACCAACUCCCUUGGAAACGCAAGCUCCACCCUGGAGUUCCAUGCCAGUGCCACCCGCCUCCUCAUCAGCCCUGCAGCAAAGGUGGUGGAAGGGCAGGCAGUGACCCUGAGCUGCAGGAGUGGCCUCAGCCUGACGCCCGAAACCCGCUUCUCCUGGUACCUGAACGGAGCCCUGCUUCUCGAAGGACCCAGCAGCAGCCUCCCGCUCCCCGCGGCCUCCAGCACUGACGCCGGCUCAUACCACUGUUGGGUCCAGGAUGGCCACGGUGCCAGCGACCGCUCCCUGCCUGCUGUCCUCACCGUGCUCUACCCCCCACGCCAGCCCACGUUCACUGCCCGCCUGGACCUCGGUGCCACCGGAAUCAAGGCUGGACGGCGAGGUCUCCUCUCGUGCCGUGUGGACAGCGACCCCCCAGCCCAGUUGCGGCUGCUCCACAAGGACCAUGUCGUGGCCACCUCAGAGGGUGGCUGCCGCAGCUGUGGGGGCUGCUCCCAGCGCAGGAAGGUGACCCGAGCUCCCAACGAGCUGCGUGUGGAGAUUAGCGAGCCGGUGCUGGAGGACGAGGGCAGGUACCUGUGCGAGGCCAGCAAUGCCCUGGGCAACUCCUCUGCCACAGCCACCUUCAAUGCCCAGGCCACUGUCCUCGUCAUCAUGCCAUCGAACACGCUGCUGGAGGGCACACAGGCCAAUCUCACUUGCAAUGUGAGCCGGGAAGCCACCGACAGCCCUGCCAACUUCUCCUGGUUCCGCAAUGGGGUGCUAUGGGUCCAGGGUCCCCUGGAGACCGUGACGCUGCUGCCCGUGGCCAGAACCGAUGUUGCCCUCUACACCUGCCGCACCCUCACUGAGGCUGAUGCCCAGCUCUCUGCUCCUGUGUUCCUGAGUGUGCUCUAUCCCCCAGAACUCCCAAAGCUGUCGGCUCUUCUGGACGUGGGCCAGGGCCACAUGGCUGUGUUUGUCUGCACUGUGGACAGUCAUCCCCUGGCCCAGCUGUCCCUGUUCCAUGAGGACCACCUCCUGGCCACCACCCUGGGGCUUCAGCUGCCACCCCAUGGCCGGCUCCAGGCCAAGGUUAUGGCCAACUCUCUGCGGCUAGAAGUCCGAGAACUGAGCCUUCGGGACUCUGGCAGCUAUCGCUGUGAAGCCACAAAUGUUCUUGGAUCAGCCAAUACAUCACUCUUCUUUCAGGUCCGAGGAGCCUGGGUUCAGGUAUCACCAUCGCCUGAGCUCCGGGAGGGCCAGACAGCAGUCCUGACCUGCCAGGUAUCCUCAGAGGUCCCCGAGGGGACCUCUUACCGCUGGUACCAGGAUGGCCAGCCCCUCCUGGAGGCAACCUCGGCCACACUCCGCUUUGCAGCCAUAACUGUGACACAAGCUGGGGCCUACCAUUGCCAGGCUCAGGCCCCAGGCUCGGCCACCACAAGCUUGGCUGCCCCCGUCAGCCUCCAUGUGUCCUACAAACCCCGCCAGGCCACACUCACCACCCUGAUGGACAGAGGCCCUGGGCGGCUGGGCCUCCUCCUAUGCCGCGUAGACAGUGAACCUCCGGCCCAGCUGCGGCUGCUCCAUGGGGACCAGCUCGUGGCCUCCACCCUCCCAGAUGUGGGGGACUCUUCAGGCCUCGACCGCCGGCUGCGGGUGGCCGUGGCUCCCAACACGCUGCGCCUGGAGAUCCACAAUGCUGUGCUGGAGGAUGAGGGCGUCUACACUUGCGAGGCCACCAACAUCCUGGGCCAGGCCACGGCCUCGGCUGACUUCGAUGCCCAGGCCGUGAGGGUGCAGGUGUGGCCCAAGGCCACCGUACAGGAGGGGCAGCUGGUGAACCUAACCUGCCUCGUCUGGACCUCCCGCCCGACUCCGCUCACCUAUACGUGGUACCAGGACCAGCAGCAGCGCCCGGGUGCCCGCUCCAUCCUCCUGCCCAAUGUCACAGUCACAGAUGCCGCCUCCUACCGCUGCGGUGUGGGGCCCCCUGGCCAGACGCCUCACCUCUCCAGUCCUGUCACUCUGGAUGUCCUCUACCCACCCCGAAGCCUGCGCCUGACUUACCUCCUGGAGAGCCAUGGUGGGCAGCUGGCCCUGGUACUGUGCACUGUGGAUAGCUACCCGCCCGCCCAGCUAGUCCUCAGCCAUGCUGGCCGCCUCCUGGCCUCCUCAACGGCAGCCUCUGUCCCCAACACCCUGCGGCUGGAGCUACGUGAGCCACGGCCCAGUGACGAGGGUCUCUACAGUUGCUCCGCCCAGAGCCCUCUAGGCCAGGCCAAUGCGUCCCUAGAGCUGAGGCUAGAGGGUGUGCGGGUGACCCUGGCUCCAUCAGCUACUGUGCCUGAGGGGACCCCUGUCACGAUGACCUGUGAGGACCCGGUUGCCCGCCCACCCACCCUCUAUGCCUGGUACCACAAUGGCCGUUGGCUGCAGGAGGGUCCUGCUGCCUCAUUCUCCUUCCCGGCGGUCAUGCGCACCCACGCGGGUGCCUACUCCUGCCAGGUCCAGGAUGCUCAGGGCACACGCAGUGCCCGGCCUGCUGCCCUGCAAAUCCUCUAUGCCCCCCGAGAUGCUGUCCUGUCCUCCUUCUGGGACUCGAGAACCAGGCCCAUGGCCACGGUACAGUGCACUGUGGACAGCGAAGCUCCUGCCGAGCUGGCCCUGUCCCGAGCGGGCAAGGUGCUGGCCACCAGCCAUGGAGUCCACAACUCAGCAGUGGGGACGGGCCGUGUCCAGGUGGCACGCAAUGCCCUGCGGCUGCAGGUGCAGGAUGUGCCCUGAGGUGACGACGACAUCUAUGUCUGCACAGCCCGCAACCUGCUGGGCUCUGUCAGCACCACCGGGAGGCUGCAGACGGAAGGCCUGCGUGUGUUCGUGGAGCCAGGCCUGGACGUGCCUGAGGGUGCGGCGCUGAACCUGAGCUGCCGCUUCCCUGGGGGCCCUGGGCAGGUUGUCAACUCCACCUACGCGUGGUUCUGGAAUGGCCGGAGACUACGUGCGGGGCCUGUGCCCACCCU
Tupaia belangeri chinensis (Chinese tree shrew) is the source of this 5123-nucleotide messenger RNA. RefSeq names its product sialoadhesin. The record is from RefSeq and is a predicted model, not a curated record. Gene Ontology annotation, molecular function: virion binding. Gene Ontology annotation, biological process: clathrin-dependent endocytosis of virus by host cell. NCBI's taxonomy places the organism in Eukaryota, Metazoa, Chordata, Mammalia, Scandentia, Tupaiidae. Gene Ontology annotation, cellular component: plasma membrane; early endosome; late endosome. The coding region runs from base 640 to 4887 and encodes 1415 amino acids. The transcript has 19 exons.